GCGUCCCCCACCCCGGACAGGGUCUUCCUCGAGGCAUGCGACGUGUACUUCCGACACUGCCACAACAAACCAUACGGCUUCUUCAAUGCAAAGCUAUUCAGAAAUAAGCUCGCGAAAAAUCAGAUCCCGCUUCAUCUUCGCCUAGCUCUGAUUGCCUGCGCCACUCGCUAUUCGUCUCGUUCGCAAUGGAAAGAAAGAAAACAAAGCACGAUUGAUGGGUAUGCGCGUGGAGCCUGGGAGCUGAUCAUGUCCUCACCUGAUGGGCUGGAUGGCAAUGAGGAUGUCACGUUGAUCCAGACAUUGGCUAUUCUGGGUGUUAUUGAUGCGACUGCUGGCCGACGGCGAGGCGCGUGGGUAAAGAUUGGAAUGGCCGUCCGAAUCAGCCAAGAUCUGAACAUGAUGAUGGAACCCUCCGCAGAAUUCUCUGAUCUCGAGCGAGAUGAGCGACGAAAUCUAUUUUGGUCCCUGUACCUCCUCGACCGCUUUGUAUGCUGCUCAUUCGAUCGACCACCCGCCAUCAAAGACUCAGACUGUCACCUCGACCUCCCAAAAUACCACGACCCAACAACAAAAGGGUCACCCACAACACUGAAACAACUACUAUCAACAGAAAAUCGAAACCUGUCACUCCAACCAGGAAUGUUCGGCAUCAGCGUCGGCCUCGCCUCCGUCCUAGGCCGAGCCGUGAAAUGCAUGAUGAGCAAGAAACCCGUUUCCCAACCCCCCUGGCAACACGACUCCGAAUCCUCGCUCAUCCACACAGACCUGGAGUUCCUGAAAGAGCUCGCCAUCAAAAACAGCCCCGUUCUCGCCGAGCCAGGCCAGCCUCGAUCCCAAAAUGACCUGCACGAUUCCGAUCGCGAACAGACAGCCCACAUGGUCCUCUCACAUACGGUAUACCAUCUCGCCCACUGUAUCCUGAGUCACCCUUUUCUGCUAGCGCUUAAGCUUCAACCCUUUCCGCACUAUGAGAUCCCCGGUGCAUGGUUGGAGGAGACGCGUGCGACUUGUCUUGUGCAUGCUGGGUCGCUCGUUACUGUUCUUGUCGAAGCAAAAGCGGCGGGUUAUAUGCCUGUGCCGUCGGUUUAUAGCUAUUGCAUUUUGCUGGCUAGUACCAUCCAUGCGCUGUAUCUGUACAGCGACAGUUCUGUUAUAAGCGCCAGUUCAGCUGAAUAUCUGAGGACUGCGCUCGAUUAUCUGAGCGAGAUAUCCGAGCUAUGGGGUAAUGCUCAGAUGAUGGCAAACGCCCUAAAAUCCUUCGUAAUCCAAUGCUCCCGAUACAGCGAUAUCCUCCUCUGCCACAAACCGCGUCUCCACGAACUCACCCAGACCGAAUCAACGAUCCUAACAGCUGUCGUGGACUACUGGACAAUGAUGGACCCGCGGAAUCCAGUCUUUGACCUAGCUCCUUUCAACGCGGACAAUUUUCCAGAUUUUUCUGGAGUCGAAUUCGGCUAUUUGACGCCGCCAACCCCGACUGCACUAGACGGUGUGGAUUUGAACGUGGACGAUCCGAAUUAUACGCCCCAUAAGGAGAGUCAUUCUAUUGACCCUGAUAUCUUGGUUCAAUAUCCGGUUUCGAUCAUGUCGCCUAUUCCAUCCGAGGAUGAGAGUUCGCCUCAUUGGGAUUGGGAUAGUGAGCUUAAUGCUAUUACGGAAAAACAUGAAUAG
Messenger RNA from Penicillium argentinense, 1671 nucleotides. Its product is annotated as fungal specific transcription factor domain-containing protein. Gene Ontology annotation, cellular component: nucleus. Lineage: Eukaryota; Fungi; Ascomycota; Eurotiomycetes; Eurotiales; Aspergillaceae. Gene Ontology annotation, biological process: DNA-templated transcription. The record is from RefSeq and is a predicted model, not a curated record. The transcript has 3 exons. The annotation marks the transcript as partial. Gene Ontology annotation, molecular function: DNA binding; zinc ion binding.